Exophiala spinifera is the source of this 1410-nucleotide messenger RNA. RefSeq lists its product as uncharacterized. The record is from RefSeq and is a predicted model, not a curated record. The transcript has a single exon. Bases 1 to 1410 code for a protein of 469 amino acids. Lineage: Eukaryota; Fungi; Ascomycota; Eurotiomycetes; Chaetothyriales; Herpotrichiellaceae.
AUGUCCUCACCAACGGCAACUCGAGAUCGAGUUGAAUCCGAGUCCGACUCGUCCGAGCGUGUUGCAGAUACUGAUACACCUAACUCCCUCGACUUCUUCCAGCUUCUAUCCGCCAUAGUCGAGGAAUUCGAGCGACGCAGACGCCAGUGGCAGCCUCGAUGGACCGCUUGUAAGCUCAAGAAAGCGUUUCUCCUCCGUCAUCAUCCUAUAUGGGUGACCUAUCCCCCGAACCAGCUUCCCCGACACAUACAGCCUCUUACACAGCUCCGAAAAAUUGCACAGGGCGGAUUCGGCGCAGUCUAUGCGCAUCCGGAUCAGAACACCAUCCUUAAACGCGAGCUCAACCCCAGCAUCGACUCUGACGCCGUACAACGCGAGCAUCACAUGCAUCACGGCGUCUUCGAGGCGAUGAUGAAAUGGAACAACAUAUCCUCGUUCUUCGUCAACGUCCAAGUGCCGCGCGACGGUGCUUUCAUCUCUGCCCCAUCCAGCGACUGGGAUGACGGUCUCCAGCUCCUCUUCCCAGACAAAAAGAUGCAAUGCCGAGCUGACAUGAUCCAAGCCGAACGUAUUCCUGCAGUACCCGCAGGCGUCCUUGAGGACAUUAUACGUAUAUACUGCCACGACCCCGAGACCUGGCCAAGUAUAGCGGCCUCCACGGAAGCAAAAGACUGCCUUGUACGGAUCUACCUGGGCGGCGAGUCCAUUCAUUCGCGAGCUUUCAACAUCGGGAACUUUUCCCUGCACAUAGACCAGUUGGAAGCCCUGGAUGUCAACACGCUCAAAAUCGCCGGCCACUUCGGUCGUGCUCUGGCGGUAAUACACUCUCAAGCCGAUCUCGACGGCCGCGGCAUCGAAUUCGUGCUCGGCGGAGCACGGGAUGAGCCUGACGGCUCGCAAAUCUGGGUGUUGGACUUUGAUCAAUGCCGACCUCUCCAUGCACCCCGCGGGGCUGGCGACGCGAGUCGACAGCCCAUGGUCGACAGCACCGGAAGUGUGCGAGCGCCUUCGGCGUCCGAAAUCCAGCGUACGGACUCGUGCAUCGACGCCUUCUUCGAGAACGAUCCGUACUUCCCCCGCCCGGGCUCCAAGCGCCCGGCUCUCUGGAACACCUUCGCGCGCAACUACGACUACAUGACACGAGAGAUCGCCAUUCGAAGCUGGGCCAGCGCCGAAAACCGGGUAUGCUACAAUUUCGUGAGGUACAAGCCAAGCACGGCCGCAGAGUUUGAGUUGUUGACCAUGCUUCCCAAACCCGAAGACGACCAGAUUCGGACUUACCGACCCGUCACUCGCGCAGCCAGUCUCUUUCUUUUGGGCGUUGAAGAGCGUUACUGGAACGGUACCAAGAGCUGCAAAAAGGCCGUAGAGUCCAGGUUGGGUCCGGAGUGCCUCGUACACGAUACCUAG